CUUUGGAAGUGGAUUCCCCCUUGGUUUACCAUGGAAGCCAUCAGUGCAUUUCUCAAAGCUCUGUGAACUUCAUGAAGACAGUUCGCCAGGAUUUCAUCAAACUUCAUUCACGUAGAGACGCUGAUUCACUGAUGGAGGAAGAAAAGCCGAUUAUCACCAGCAGCAGCAGAAUGACGACACCGGCAGGGACCUGCAACAUCACAGACAGGUGUCCAAAUGAGGGUGGAGUCGAUUGCACUUCAGGACAGCUGGAUCAGCCCAGACAAGUUGAAGAUAAGCGCUACCUCUGUGACCAGUGUGGAAACAGGUUUAGUCGCUUGUGGGCUCUGAAGAGCCAUCAGCGCACCCACACAGGAGAGAAACCCUACUCCUGUGGUGUGUGUGAAAAGAGAUUCAGUUACCCAUCAGCUUUCAAGACCCAUCAGCGCACCCACACAGGAGAGAAACCCUACUCCUGUGGUGUGUGUGAAAAGAGAUUCAGUUACCCAUCAGCUUUCAAGACCCAUCAGCGCACCCACACAGGAGAGAAACCCUACUCCUGUGGUGUGUGUGAAAAGAGAUUCAGUUACCCAUCAGCUUUCAAGACCCAUCAGCGCACCCACACAGGAGAGAAACCCUACUCCUGUGGUGUGUGUAAAAAGAGUUUCAGUUACCCAUCGGCUUUCAAGACCCAUCAGCGCACCCACACAGGAGAGAAACCCUACUCCUGUGGUGUGUGUGAAAAGAGUUUCACUCAGUCAUCAACUUUGAAGAUGCAUCAGCGCACCCACACAGGAGAGAAACCCUACUCCUGUGGUGUGUGUGAAAAGAGUUUCAGUUACCCAUCGGCUUUCAAGACCCAUCAGCGCAUCCACGCAGGAGAGAAACCCUACUCCUGUGGCGUGUGUGAAAAGAGUUUCACUCAGUCAUCAAAUUUGAAGACCCAUCAGCGCACCCACACAGGAGAGAAACCCUACCGCUCUUAUGUAUGUUUCGCUGGGUCAUCAAAUCUGAAAGUUCAUCAGCAUACCCACCCAGAGAGAAACAUUACAACUGCCACUGAUGCACGAGGGAAUUCAGUGACCCAUCAAAUUUCCCAUAUCAUAAGAAGUCCCGUUGACCCUGCCCUCGAAGCUUCAGCAGCAUUUCAGGAGCAUAUUUUAAAUCAGUGAAACAUUAAUAAAAAUAAAAAUAAAAAAAAACUUUGUUAAAAAAUGUUAUUAAACUAUUAAAUUA
This is a messenger RNA of Archocentrus centrarchus (flier cichlid), 1215 nucleotides long. RefSeq names its product zinc finger protein 239-like. The record is from RefSeq and is a predicted model, not a curated record. Lineage: Eukaryota; Metazoa; Chordata; Actinopteri; Cichliformes; Cichlidae. The coding region runs from base 72 to 1151 and encodes 359 amino acids. Gene Ontology annotation, cellular component: nucleus. Gene Ontology annotation, molecular function: DNA-binding transcription factor activity, RNA polymerase II-specific. The transcript is spliced from 3 exons. Gene Ontology annotation, biological process: regulation of transcription by RNA polymerase II.